CGUUCGUGGCAGGGAUCCCCUCUUGCUCUCGUCGCCGUCGCCGCCGCGAUGCCUCGGUACUAUUGCGAUUACUGCGACACCUACCUGACACAUGACUCUCCAUCUGUCCGUAAGCAACACAAUGCUGGGUACAAACAUAAGGCAAAUGUUCGAACCUACUAUCAGCAAUUUGAGGAGCAGCAAACUCAAAGUUUGAUUGAUCAAAGAAUUAAAGAACAUCUGGGGCAAGCUGCAGCUUUUCAAGUUGGUGCUCCUUUCAAUCAACAUCUGCUCUCAUUUCCAGGAGGCGUGCCUCGUCCUCGUCUUCCAAUUCUUCCAACACCUGGCAUGCCACAUGGUGUUCCUCAAGCACCUGGUGCACCGUUGAUGCCAGGCAUGAGGCCUCCUAUUUUACCGGCUCCUAUCCCAGGUUAUCCUGGUGCUCCCAAUGCUCCGACCAUGCCACAAGCAGUUCCUGUACCUGGUUCCAUGCCUAUGCAGAUGGCACCUCUCCCAAGGCCUCCAACACUACCACCUCCAACAUCUGGAGCCCCAGGGGCCCCCAUUCCCAACAGUGGGGCUCCUCCAGUCAUGUACCAACCAAAUCCACCGCAACCGCAACCUACAGGCCCGACUUCUGGUGCUCCAGCAGGAGCCCCACAGGCUCCUUUCUCCUAUGCACAACCUCCUGAGGGCAACCACUGAUUAUGUUGUUUGGACUUUUAUUUAAGAAGCAUACGAAGGAUGCCCAUCAAGUCUGGUCCAUUGGGGGUUCGAGGCUGCUAUCGUUUAAAUGGGAUCAGCUGGCACUUAAUUUGAGGGAUUGUUCAAGACGGCUUCUUGUAACUGUAUUUGCGCUGCUGGUGAUGAUGUGUUAGAUAAUGUAACUUUAACUUUGUAGUCUUCUGAAGCUCAUACUGAUUCCAAAAGGCACUUUCCAAGCUGGUAACAAGAUUGUUCGCUACAUAUUGAAAACAAAUUCACUGAUAGGAUGGUCCUCAAAUAUUUGGCAUUUCA
Molecule: messenger RNA, 996 nt
Organism: Oryza brachyantha (malo sina)
Lineage: Eukaryota; Viridiplantae; Streptophyta; Magnoliopsida; Poales; Poaceae
Product: U1 small nuclear ribonucleoprotein C-1
Exons: 5
Coding region: 49-684 (211 amino acids)
Biological process (GO): spliceosomal snRNP assembly; mRNA 5'-splice site recognition; mRNA splicing, via spliceosome
Cellular component (GO): nucleus; U1 snRNP
Molecular function (GO): pre-mRNA 5'-splice site binding; zinc ion binding
Source: RefSeq, a predicted model, not a curated record